AUGGCCACAUUGAGGCACUUCCCGCUCCACCAGAUCGUCGCCCAAGACAGCGAGGAAUCCCCAUUCCGCCGUGACUCCGUCCUGUCCGUGCUCGUCAACGCGCUGUGGGUCGAGGAUACGCCGGAAGAUUUGAAGCGCGGUCAGGACUGCGCCCACAUGCAGGAUCCCGCGUACGCCGGCCACUUCGAGGGGUUGACGGAGCCUGGGGCGAGGAAGCGACUGGAACAGCUGGAAGAGGACUACUAGCCCUGGCGCAGCAACCGGCUCUUGAGAUAGUUUUGCAAGAUAGGCUUUCUCCCAGUCGUCCCUUUGGAACCUCCAUGGGCCGUCCAAGGCUUGUCCGCGAUCGUUCGCGGCUCUUUGUUCCCGUGCGGGACUACGUGGUGUCUCGUGUGGAUGCGAGUACACUUCUGU
Messenger RNA from Fomitopsis serialis, 414 nucleotides. RefSeq lists its product as uncharacterized. The record is from RefSeq and is a predicted model, not a curated record. Bases 1 to 246 code for a protein of 81 amino acids. The transcript has 3 exons. Lineage: Eukaryota; Fungi; Basidiomycota; Agaricomycetes; Polyporales; Fomitopsidaceae.